This is a messenger RNA of Pungitius pungitius (ninespine stickleback), 4468 nucleotides long. RefSeq names its product SH2B adaptor protein 3 (gene sh2b3). Gene Ontology annotation, cellular component: plasma membrane. Gene Ontology annotation, biological process: intracellular signal transduction. The record is from RefSeq and is a predicted model, not a curated record. NCBI's taxonomy places the organism in Eukaryota, Metazoa, Chordata, Actinopteri, Perciformes, Gasterosteidae. Bases 540 to 1661 code for a protein of 373 amino acids. The transcript has 7 exons. Gene Ontology annotation, molecular function: transmembrane receptor protein tyrosine kinase adaptor activity.
CAGCUGAUUAACAGUCGCAGCAACGAGGAGAUUUCAAGCACAGACUGUCGGCAGGUGUGAGUGAGCGCUACUCCCUCCGAUUCGUCGACCUCCAAUGCCGCACACGCCGACGUCACGCAUUUCUCCGUCAGUCAAAUCCGGCAGACCGUAAGGCGGCUUCUCCAGAAACGGCCCAGCCCCCCCUCAUCCAGGACCUGGCUCCUAGCAACCCCGGCCUCCCCCUCAACAGUCCCCCAAAUAAUGGCCACACAGUGGCAGGAUUUCCCCUGCAAACGAGGAAGUGUCCUCAUCCUCCUCUUCCUCGAAUCCCUCCCUCGUCCGAACUCUGAGGCCACGCCCCCGGCCUCCUCGCACAUGUCUGUGGCUGGAGUGGCCUCUCACUUUCGAGAUCGCUUCGUUGGUUGCGCAGCGGAGCAUGAGGCAGAAGAGGUCAGAGGGGAGCGGCUGCUGUAAAGAGGGCAACUGAGGUACUUGCUGUUGAAGACGCCAUCUCGGACACUCAGCCCCGCUGGCAGCGCUGCCGCCUGCUGGUCAGGAGGAUGAGGGACGCUCAAGUAGCCGGAAGAGGAGGAGGAGCGGGAGAGAGGUACCAGCUGGAGCUCUAUGAUCCGCCAAAGGCCUGCGGUCCCAAGCUGACGACUCCCUGCUCAGAUAUCCAAGAAGUCCGUCGUUGCAACCGGCUGGAGAUGCCUGACAACUUAAACACGUUUGUUUUAAAGGUUAAUCGAGGUAGUCUGAUAUUUGAGACUGACAAUGACCAGCAGGUCAGCUCCUGGACCACAGAGCUAAAAGAAUGUAUCAGCAACAGGUCAGGCAGCGUGGAUCUGGAGCCCCUCCCCUCCCCAGCUGACAGCGGCGCUCCAGCCAGUCGCAGAGGGAGCUCAGAGCCGGGGGGUCAAAGCCUCGCCACGUUCGCCCUGCCCGAGCAGGUCGCCCAGAAAGCCGAUCACUUCCUGUUCUCCUACCCGUGGUUCCACGGGCCCAUCUCUCGCAUUAAGGCCGCCCACCUGGUCCAGAGCGCCGGCCCGCAGGGACACGGCGUGUUUCUGGUCCGACAGAGCGAGACACGGCGAGGCGACUACGUCCUCACGUUUAACUACCAGGGAAAAGCAAAGCACCUGCGCCUCUCGCUAACGGAGUGGGGUCAGUGCCGGGUGCAGCACCUGCGCUUCCCCUCCGUCAUGGACAUGCUCAGUCACUUCCGCCUCUUCCCCAUCCCGCUGGAGUGCGGAGCCGCCGGCGCCGUCACUCUGUCCAGCUUCGUAGUGGCGGGCUCCAGCCCGCCGUCACAGGGUCAGCUCUCAGGCGCUCUCCUCGUCCCCUUCUCCCUCCAUCGCUGGAGUUCUGAGCCCAGCUUGGCUCACUGCAGCCUGGCCCGCAGCGCCAGUCAGCCCCGCUCCACCUGCCCCACCAGCACCAGCACCACCUCCAGCCCCGGCUCCGUCGCUCUGCCCGGGAACCGGGCGCCCACGCGCACCAACCGCGGGCCCGAUCCUCCUCUGACGGCCGCCGCCCCUCUCCGUCGGAGCGAGUCGGUGGGGAGGCGGCCGCUCUUGGCGCGGCACCCCAUCACCCACAUCCCUCAGCGGGAUUCGGACUACGAGCUGGAGCCCGAGCGAGGCCGCAAGCGGGCCAUAGACAACCAGUACAUGUUGCUCUGACCCGCCGAGGCCAGCGCCUCCACCCCCUCCGACAGACGGCAGUCACCUGUGAAGCACACACACACACGCACACACACGCACUGUGCUGGGAGUGUGUUUACCUGUGUCAGACCCUCACAACCUCCUCCCUGAGUGUCCACAGUGAAUGUAUUUUUGGGAGUUUUAUAACAGUGUUGAGUAUGAUCAUUAUUCCUGUUUAAUUCAUGUUGAGGUUGUGUGUGAGAGGCCACAUGUGUAGCUGUCCUCCAGCCCGGGUAAAAAGUCAUUUUGGAAAUGUCUCUAUUUUUGGUAUUUCAAAGAGGUUCGCUUGUUUACUUCUUUGACACGAAUGGGAAAGCACCGUGGAUUGAGUAACGUAUUUAAAAAUAAAUGUAGUCUUCACACAGACUUUUGUGUGGAGCAAACGCGCAUAUUUAUGUAAACACACAAACAAGAAAGCACUCUUUAUUGUAGAGUGUUGACACACUCUAUUAGAUACUCCUCCUCUUGCUCUUCAUUAUAUAUUUAAGUGCACAAUGCUUUCAGUGCAUUUUGGAAACAAUGUGUAUUUUAUUCUAUACACAGAUUCUUUUGUAGAAGCAAAAAAACUUUCAAAGAAAGGUAAAACUUGGUUAAAGUUAGUUUGUAGCCAUAACUAAAAAGUGAUCUUUUGUCCACCACUUUAAACCUUUGCUGCAACAAAAACAAAGAACCACAGGAAAUAUUCUGGGUCUGCUUUAACCUGUGUGUGUGUGUGUGAUUUAAAGAGUACCAAAGGCAUUAAUUGCUCAAAAUGAGCUUUUGAGGGAGCACGAGGUGUCAGAAAUAACCACGACAAAGAAAAUGGUGACAUUAUACAAAUAGCUAUGAUAUAAACAUCAUAAUAGAACUUCAUUUUGAUAUGGAUGGAUGUUAUUCACAUAUUAAUUUGAUUCAAAGUGUUACAAAUGAUACCUAUGACAUUAAUUAUACUUUUACAUAUCACUCCAAUUUCUUGACUUUUGGGGGAUGGUAAAGCAGCCCAGAAGUAUUAUGGGGGUUCACUAGAAAAUAUGAACUUGAAAGGUUUCUCUCCAGCGUCAGAGGAGAAACACGGGAAUUAAAGCAGAUUUGACCCAUCUGAAGAUGAUUCAAAUUUCAGGUUUAAAAUGUUUCGUAAUCUUGCAUUAAACCCUUUGAAGGGCUCUGAAAGGUCGACAGCGAUAUGAUGCAACAAGGAGGGACUCUGCGGUCACACAAGUGCCUCUGUAGAAACUCCACUUUAAUAGAAAUCAUAUUUUUGUAAGCUUUUCCUGUUCAUGCAGCCGAUGGAAAUAAUAUAUAUUUGUACACCAUAAAUCCAUUUCAGCAGCACCUGAAUGCUUUUGAUGAGAGCUUUGUUUUCUGUCCGCUCAGAUGUGUCUUGUUCAACAGCUGGUAACUCAUUGGACGUCUCUUGGAGGAAUUCACACCCAAAUGGAGCCUUUUACCAAAGCAAGCUUCUUCUUUUUGUUCUGACCGGUUUGUCAGGUUAUUCCAGGUCUGAGCUUCUCUCAAAAGCAUCCAAAAAGCUGACUGGUGAGACGUUGCCUUUACGUCAAACGAUCAGCCUGCGGUCCGAUGAGUUCUGGAAACCCCUUUAAACAGUGAGCCGUCGUCCACAUGUACCCUCGUUUUGCUCCAGUGGCUGAAGCUUCUCUUCCAUUCAGGACGGGAGGACUUUGGGAACUAGUGCUCGGACUCGUCUGUCUUCCAACCUUUGCAUAAACACUAACUUUAGCAGUUUCUUUCCAUUUAGCUUCAGUAAACCUACGCUUAACGGAUGGUUCCGACCCCACGUGGUCCGUCUCUUCGCCCUCCUUCUUAUUGUUUUUUUCUGUUUUGUUUUUUUUAUAAGAGAAAUUCCUAAAAACAACUUAAUUCCCUCAUGAACAGAACCAGUAAGUCCGCUGUGAUAACACCUUGUUAUGCAAUAAGUCCGCUUUAUCUACCAAAGGAACAUUUUGACAAUGGUCGUGUAGUUCUCUUCAAUGUAUCAUGAUCAAGACUGACAUCUUUGAAGUGUUUAUAAGGGGAUCAAAAACAAGGACAUUUUUGGCAAAAGUACGGUUAGUCUUCCUGCCUUUGUGUACCCUAAACACUUGUUUUAAUUCUGGAAAACAACGGUAACGAUAACUUUUGACUCAGUCCCUUCUCCUCUCCGAUCAAUACUUGUAUUCUUAGGGAGAAUGACUGUGCCUUUGCCAGAAAGCUGCUGUUGCUUUCCCCUUUUCCAAAGCUCAGGGUGUGAUGUGGUGCAGGACGUGUAGAGUGCUUCACACCUCCUACGUAUGAAAGACGUGAUCAGAGGCUUCUCCAGCGAGGGAGAAUUCAAUGUUUACUUCUGCUCAUAGACUGAAGAAAAUAUUUACUAAACGUCAGAAAUCCCAGAAAAUAAUGCUAUAUUUAAAACCAGGGCUGCCACUUGUUGCAACUGUUGAUAGCUUUCCGUUCCGCGUUGACCCGAUGAGUCGCUUAUUGAGCUAACGCUCCCUUGAUCGAAUCCCCGUGUGCCUCGGGUGUUUUUAACCCUCAACAUCCGCUCCAGCGACGCCUUCCGUCCCUCCGUGGGUUUAUUUUUAAAUGUCCAGUUGAUGAAUGUAAUGUGUUCACAAUACUGUUCAUUCUGUUUAACUUAGCACUGUAAACAUUCCAGUCCAACUCAACAGCCAAUGACAACUCAAAGAGCUUUUUUUUUUAACCUGUCUUUGUGUCUGCAUCCCUUUCAGUUACACGCAUCUAAAUAAUAUUGAAUAUAUAUCAAAUGUAUAUUUGACUUUUGUAAAAUAAACUUAACCAAAAAAAAAUGA